This is a messenger RNA of Caenorhabditis elegans, 1454 nucleotides long. RefSeq lists its product as uncharacterized. Lineage: Eukaryota; Metazoa; Nematoda; Chromadorea; Rhabditida; Rhabditidae. The transcript is spliced from 4 exons. The coding region runs from base 101 to 1255 and encodes 384 amino acids. The record is from RefSeq and is marked reviewed.
AAUUAUUAAUUAAAUAGAACAAUGAUCUAAUUGAACUCAUUCUUCUCUUUCUUGUUACGAUCCAAACGUUUUUCUUCGAGUUUCCUCUCCACGCCGAGUGAUGUCCGGACCUGAAGAAUUAGAAGCGGGAGCCAGUGAUAGCAACGCCGGUGGAUCGUCCCGACAAGGACAAGAGCAAGAACGAGUUGAGCCAGUAUUGGAAGGAGUUCCGCAGCCAAAUGAUCAGGAGAGCGCAGAUGAGGAUCUCACUGCCAGGCAGCCACCGAUUCAACCACAAGUUCCAAACGCAUCCGAUAACCUGCAAGUUCCACCAAAUUUGGAAUACUUGAUAGCAGUGAAUCCCAGUCAACUGAUCACCACUAUUCAAAUUGGAGCAGAAGUAGCACGACUAGAAGAAUUGGAAGAUGAAUAUCGGCAGGAGCUGGAACUAAUUAGAAUGACAGAAUCACUUGGAGAGGAACUCUUACAAAAAGAAAACGAACUCAGAAGUCGAGCUGGAUAUCUUGGAAGGCUAGAUGUUCUUGAAAAUCGGAGAAACUACGAAGACGAGGCUGCCGAAAAUUUGGCUAUCCGAACUGUGCAAAACCGAGUGCUUCUACUGAGAAGGGCGCGGGCCGAACUGUAUGAAAGGGAACGAAUCGCCCGAAAAACCUUUAUUUGGAGAUUGAGAAGAUUUAAAAAUCCAACAGAUCAAAGUGUUAAUACUUGGAUGGAAACUCUGAAUGAUCGGUUGAACCGUGUCGCAAAUUCCUGGGAAAGACGACGGGAGCCGCAUGAACAAGCGAUUCGAGACUAUGAGCGUUUAGUAGCUACUCGACAACGUACCGAAGAAGAUCGUCGCAGGGAACGUGCAUCAAAUCGGGCCGGUCCUUCGAACCAAGAAGAUUACGAUUCUGAGGAUGAAGAUGAACAUCAUGUCGAUGAAUUACCAGAUCUUCUUGAGCUUCUGAGUCUUGUGGUCAACCCUGUUAUAGGUGGCGGAGGAAUAUCAACUAAUCGUGCAGAAUAUUUAAAUCCGCGUGGAACAGAAGGCUUGGGUGCUGAUGAUCCUGAUUUGAACGAUAGUGGAGGAACUGUGUAUCAGAGUGACGAAGAGGAAUCAGAGGAUGAAGCAGAGAUUGAUCAUCAGGAAGGUCCAUCGAAUUGGAGGCCCAAGCGACCACGUCGUGAUGAUGAUGAAGGAGGAUCGGGAAGCAGCGCAAGCAUGUGGAAUGCUCCAUCCACAUCUUCCCAGGCUCUUGGAAGAAGUUGCUAAAAUAAUGAUGAACUCAAGUUGAUACUAAUUUAUUUUAAAUCUUUAUUUUAUAAUCCAGUCUGUUUAUUUUUUAAUAUCAAUUUUCUUUGAUGUAUCUUAUUUAUUUUAUUUCAUUUCAGGUAAAUAUUGAUUAAAUAUUGAUUACGACCUUUAUUUUCGAUAGCAAUUUUGACAAAAAACGAUAAAAAAUGAUAUGAAA